Messenger RNA from Boleophthalmus pectinirostris (great blue-spotted mudskipper), 4472 nucleotides. It is a transcript of the gene pcsk5b, whose product is annotated as proprotein convertase subtilisin/kexin type 5b. Gene Ontology annotation, molecular function: serine-type endopeptidase activity. Lineage: Eukaryota; Metazoa; Chordata; Actinopteri; Gobiiformes; Gobiidae. The coding region runs from base 140 to 2881 and encodes 913 amino acids. The transcript has 21 exons. Gene Ontology annotation, cellular component: Golgi membrane; trans-Golgi network. Gene Ontology annotation, biological process: peptide hormone processing. The record is from RefSeq and is a predicted model, not a curated record.
ACCUUCUUCUUCUCCCGAGUCUGGCUCUUCCGUCGGACACUCUUCUAUGAGACCCCCGCUCGGUUUUGGGGGAAGUUUGCGUGUUUUGCGGUGGAGGAGUCGGUGAAGAGUCGGUGUGAAAAAGUAGCGGGGGAAGAAGAUGGUUCGCGACGGCGCUUGGGGAAGGAGCUUACUGUGCGUCCUGGCUGUUUGUCUGGGCUUCGUUUCCCCGCCAUGCAAAGCCCGGAUUUACACAAACCACUGGGCGGUCAGGAUAGCCGGGGGGACCGAGGUGGCCGACAGGAUAGCGGAAAAGUACGGCUACAGGAACAUGGGCCAGAUUGGGGAUCUCAAAGACCAUUAUCAUUUCUUCCACAGUCGAACCAUCAAGAGGUCAACGUUGUCCAGCAGGGGGCGACACAGCUUCAUCUCCAUGGAGCCAAAGGUGGAGUGGAUCGAGCAGCAGGUGGUGAAGAGGCGGAUCAAGAGAGAUUACAAACCGGUCCCGCCCCUUUCGCACUCCAGCCCCGCCCACAACAGCAUAUACUUCAACGACGCCAAGUGGAGCAACAUGUGGUACAUUCACUGUAACGAUGACGUCCAUAACUGUCAGUCGGACAUGAACAUCAUGGGGGCGUGGAAGAGAGGCUACACCGGCAGAAAUGUGGUGGUGACGAUUCUGGACGACGGCAUCGAGAGGAACCACCCAGACCUGUCUCAGAACUACGACGCCCAGGCCAGCUACGACGUCAACGGCAACGACGGGGACCCCAUGCCCCGAUACGACGCGACCAACGAGAACAAACACGGGACGAGAUGCGCUGGUGAAGUCGCUGCAGCUGCAAACAACUCCCAUUGCAUUGUGGGAAUCGCUUACAACGCCAGAAUUGGAGGUGUGCGGAUGCUGGACGGUGAUGUGACUGACAUGGUGGAGGCCAAGUCCCUGAGCCUCCACCCUCAACACAUCGACAUCUACAGCGCCAGCUGGGGCCCGGACGACGACGGCAAGACUGUGGACGGACCCGCCUCUCUCGCACGGCAGGCCUUUGAGACCGGCAUACGCAUGGGGAGGAAGGGCCGCGGCUCCAUCUUCGUUUGGGCGUCAGGAAACGGCGGGCGCAGUCGAGACCACUGCUCCUGUGACGGAUACACCAACUCCAUCUACACCAUCUCCAUCUCCAGCACCGCCGAGAGCGGCCGCAAGCCCUGGUACCUGGAGGAGUGUUCCUCCACCCUCACCACCACCUACAGCAGCGGGGAGAACUACGACCGCAAGAUCAUCACGACGGACCUGAGGCACAGAUGCACAGACAGUCACACCGGGACGUCCGCCUCUGCUCCUAUGGCCGCCGCAAUCAUCGCUCUUGCUCUGGAGGCAAACCCUCUUCUGACCUGGAGAGACGUGCAGCACAUCAUCGUAAAGACGUCCAGAGCGGGACACUUGAGCGCCCCCGACUGGAAGACCAACGCCGCAGGAUACAACGUGAGUCACCUGUACGGCUUCGGCCUGAUGGACGCGGAGGCCAUGGUGAAGGAGGCGGAGCGGUGGAAGCAGGUCCCGGCGCAGCACGUGUGUGUGGAGAGCGCGGACAGACAGAUGAAAAACAUCCGUCCGGAGCAUGUGGUGCGCUCCGUGUACAAGGCCACAGGCUGCCCCGACAGCCCCAACAACCAGGUGAUCUACCUGGAGCACGUGGUGGUCCGCAUCACCAUCCUGCACCCGCGCAGAGGAGACCUGUCAAUCAACCUCACGUCACCCUCGGGCACCAAGUCGCAGCUGCUGGCCAACAGGCUGUUCGACCACUCCACCGAGGGCUUUAAGAACUGGGAGUUCAUGACAACACAUUGCUGGGGCGAGAAGGCGGCAGGUGACUGGGUCCUGGAGAUCUACGACUCUCCUUUCCAGCUCCGCAGCCAGAAAGUCCCUGGUAAACUUAAAGAGUGGUCUCUGGUUCUGUACGGCACGUCUGUGCACCCGUACACCCGCAGUGACAAACCGCGCUCCGUGGAACAGCCCACAGAGGAGGAGUUCACCGAGGAGUACAACGGCCCCUGUGACCCCGAGUGUAACGAGAGCGGCUGUGAGGGCCCCGGACCCCACCACUGCAUCAACUGUCUGCACUACUUCCUCAAGUUCAAGAACAACACCAGGAUGUGCGUGUCCGAGUGUCCCAGCGGUUUCUUCCGUGACGAGCGUAAGCGCUGUAAGAAGUGUUCGUCGUCCUGCGAGACGUGCGUGGGCAGCCGCAGCGACCAGUGCAGCACCUGCCGCUCCGGGUUCCACCUCAACGAAGGCUCCAACACCUGCGUCGCCAGCUGCGCCGACGGGUUCUACCUCGACCACGAUUCAAACAUUUGUCGACGAUGUCCUGAAAACUGUAAAAAGUGCACAGGCUCCAGCGUCUGCACCGAGUGUAAACCGGGCAUGAGUCUCCAGGGAAACCGGUGUCAGAUGACGUGUGACGCAGGGACGUAUUACAACGGCCACAGACGAACGUGUGAGCCCUGCCACCGAGCGUGUGCCACCUGCGCAGGCACGGGGAUCGAGGCCUGUACAAAGUGCGCAGACGGGUACAUUCUGGAGGACUGGAGGUGUGUGUCCACCUGCAGCAGCGGGUACUACCUGUCCGAGACGCAGGACCAGGGACAGGUGCAGCGCUCCUGCAAGAAGUGCGACCACAGCUGCUACGAGUGUCUGGGCCCCGGAGAGAGGAACUGCAGCACCUGUGUGAGCGGAUACAACCUGGAGGGAGGGGCCUGUGUGGUCAGCACAAUCUGCAAAGAUGCAAAUGAAGAAUCUUGGGCGGAGGGCAGUUUCUGUGUGCUCGUAAAAAAGAACAAUCUCUGCCAGAGGAAAGUUCUGCAACAACUCUGCUGCAGAACAUGUUCUCAAAAGGGCUGAGCUCGGAGCAGGCCGCCAUUUCACAUAAUUUAUACAAGAAUCUGUGCCUCUAACGGACUGCAACGGAGGCGCGAUACAGGACUACAACAAACCUACCUUUUCUGUACAGGGACUCACCGCCAGGGACGAAACAUUCAAGUUAUGUGACCAAAGCUUCGAUGCCAAAACUCUUUCUUCUUUUUGUUGCCGGUGUAGGUAGCUCCAGGAGCCGGGGGGAGCCCUCUGCGUUUUUGGCUCCUCUUUCUGGUCUCUGCAGGAGGAUCAUUUGGAUGGGAGAAGUAUAGGCCGAUUAAUAUUGAAUAAUAAAAGGAAGCGUUAUCAAUAAUGUGAAAAAGUGUGUCUGGACUUGACUUUGGCCGUAGACCUCGCACAUAGAGAUAUUAUUAUUAUUAUUAUUAUUAUUAUUAUUAUUAUUAUAUAUAUGCACAUGUUCUCAACCGACUUCACCCGAUUCUCCAGCCCAGACGACACUUUCCACGGACGUUUUCCGCUCUUAAAAUCCUCGGCGCCAGCUCCACUCGUACGUCCUCGACUCUUUUUGUGCUCGGUAGGGGUGUAACAGUAACCGAAAUAUCGUUUAAAAGUCUCGCAAUAAUAUCGAGGGCGGUCGCAAUAUAUCGAAUCUAGGGAUGGGCAUUCGAUAAAAUUUUCUCAAACAAUCGAUUUACGUUUUUUAUAUUAAAAUUUAUCAUCAUUAUUAUUACUGUCUGCGCUUCCAAUCUGCGUAAAUAAACUCAACUUUACGACAUAUAAACCGUAACCGCUAUAGAAACUUUAACUUCUUGGGUUCUUUGGGUUGUAACAAUAACUGAAAUAUCGUGAUAUCGUCAGAACUCUCAUAAUAAUAUCGUGGACCGUCAAAAUAUAUCGAAUUGCAAGGUUUUUCACUUAUGGUAUUAAAACUUAAAAACUUAACUUGGGUAUUAAAAAAAGAGGGAACUGCACAGGCCAUGAUCCGUUACUUACUUUACUACACAAUAACUGUCAUUAAGCAAGUUUAAAUCUUAUUUCUUUGGAAUAUGGCAGUAAUGAUUCACACUGACGACUGUUCGAGGUAUUUAAUUAAAGGGAUGGGCAUGCGAUAAAAUUUGCUUAAUUGAUCGUCGAGAGAAUUAACGAUCGAUUAAUCAUUAACAUUUCUAUAUUAAAACGAUCAUCAUUAUUAUUACUAUCUGCACUACUAAUCUGCAGAAAUAAAUUCAAGCUUUACGACAUAUAAACCGUAACGACUCUAGAGCUUUUUCCCACUGGACACUGAAACAUAUGUGCUGCUUUCAGUGUUGGGAAGGUGACUUUAAAAAUGUUUUCACCUACAGAUUACAGAUUACAUACCCCAAAAUGUAGUUUGUAACGUAAUCCAUUAAAUUACUUAAAGUGAGUAAUGUAAUCUGAAUACUUUGGAUUACUUGAUAUUGUCUUGCUUUUUAAAACGACAUGAAUGUAACAACCACAUCCUGAAAAUUCAUGUUUGUUCUUUUCAAAUUGUCUGUUGAGCCCAAGUCUCGUUUAGACCUGGUUUAGUCCUGGUUUAGUCCUGGUUUAGUCCUGGUUUAGUCCUGGUUUAGACCUGGUUUAGUCCUGGUUUAGUUCU